This is a messenger RNA of Rosa chinensis, 1691 nucleotides long. RefSeq lists its product as uncharacterized. The transcript has 6 exons. Lineage: Eukaryota; Viridiplantae; Streptophyta; Magnoliopsida; Rosales; Rosaceae. The record is from RefSeq and is a predicted model, not a curated record. The coding region runs from base 195 to 1442 and encodes 415 amino acids.
CAACCCCAAAACCUCUCCUUCUCUCUCUCUCUCCCACUCUAUCUAUCUCUCUGUCUUGUGAAUUUGCACUGUACAGCUCGCUUUCUUUCUGGGUCUUUGUCUGUUUCUUUCUCACACACUUCUUAUCUCUCUAUCUCUGUGUGUGUGUGUCUAGCUUGUUCCUGUUUGUGUUGUUUAAUAAUCUAUCAAGUGUAAUGGAACCUGCAAAAAUAGAUUGGAAAAACUUGGAAUGGAGAUUUGUAGAGGACAAAGCCUACGAGCAGAUCAACGCUCCCAAGUGGUUCGAUUUCUUGAACCCCAAUGACAACCUCGUCGACGACCACGCCUGGUUUUGCACACCUGAAUGCAAUCACCCAAAGACGGCUGAAGAUUUUCUCAGAUCCUCACCUUUCAAGGUUCCGAGCCCAUCUGAUGCUUCUGGGGUCUCUCCGCUUGGUGAUAAAUUCCAAAGAGAUGUGAAAUUGAAAAGAAGAGGGCUCACCAACUCUUCAGUUCAUCCAAUGAAUAAUAAUUCAAGAUUCAAGGAGGAUAGUGAAAAUCAGAACCCCAACCUAUCAACCCCUCCAAAUUAUCAGGCUAAGGCCAUGAAGGAAGCAAUGAAAUCAAGUACAGAGAAGAAGCAACCAACUGACACUGCUCCACAGAACAAUGAGGUGCUCCCCAGGCUGAAAAGCACGCUGUCGGCAAGGAACUUAUUCGCAGGAAAGGAGAUUCUGAAUCAGAUCACUGACUUCUGCAGCGAAUUGAAGAGAAUGGCGACGGCGAGAGCAAAGGAGAGAGAGGAAGUGGAGAAAGGUGUGGUGAAAAACAAGGAAGAAGAGGUGAAGCAGGUGGAGUCUAAUGGGGAGUUGAAUGGGAGGGAAAGAGAGAGAAUGCCAUUGCUUGAAUUGGGUAAAGGGAAAACAGAAACAAUGGUGAAGGAGGAGGAGUGUAAUGGCGAAGUUGGGGGUGAGGUGAAUGGGAAGCAAAGGGAAAGAAUGCCAUUGAUGGAUGCGAAUAAAGGGAAAACUGAAGGAUUUGAGGGGAGAAUUUUAAAGGAGGGAAAGAGGAUUAAGAAAAGAGUUGACAAUGCAGAGAACAUUCCAGUCUCUUUAAAUUUGGAGAGUGUAAAGCGUCAAGGGGGAGAGCACUUGUUGCAAAUCCGGACCAACCCUCCCUCUCCUCAAUGCUUUUCUGCUACAAGGCCCCCCAGCAAAAUCACACCUUCAAAAGCUUCGAAGUCCAAACUGAUGGAAAAGGGGGGAAUCCUUCAAGGGCCGACCAACAAACAAGUGAUCGCCACGGGUGAUUCUAAACAAGUAAUCACCAAGGAUGAUUCUAAACAAGUGAUAACCAAGGAUGAUUCCACAGAAAAAGCCAAAAGCGUUUAUAUUGCUGAUGGAAAAGAAGCAAGAACCUUGGACGUUUUCUGGUUUUUAAAACCUUGCACACUGUCUACCUAAAGUGGUUAAGAUUGAUUAAGAAAUUCAUAUUCAUUAUAUCUUUUAUUUCCAGUACCAUUCAUUCAUUCUUUUACAUUGUAGCUUCUAGUAACCAUUUGCUCUUCUUUUACAUAAAAGCAUCUAGAUUUAUUUUGUUCUUGAUUACUAUAGAGAUGAAUAAAUGUAAAUGUAAUGUAAUAACUGCCCCCUAAGAAUUGAAUUAGGGUAAUAUGAAUAAAGUUUCAAUUUUAAACAUUCUGGUACUGUUUU